Nelumbo nucifera (sacred lotus) is the source of this 6629-nucleotide messenger RNA. Its product is annotated as Tetratricopeptide repeat (TPR)-like superfamily protein. The record is from RefSeq and is a predicted model, not a curated record. Gene Ontology annotation, cellular component: nucleus. Lineage: Eukaryota; Viridiplantae; Streptophyta; Magnoliopsida; Proteales; Nelumbonaceae. Gene Ontology annotation, biological process: chromatin organization. Gene Ontology annotation, molecular function: protein binding; nucleosome binding.
CACCGCACAUCGAAAACAUUUUUCGUAUUUAUAUUUAUUAUUCAUGGGAAAAGUUUCAGGUGGGGGUGGGAUGUGAGAUGUUGCUUUGAGGUCGGUGUGAGGCGCGCUCUAUAAGAAGCAUAUCCCGGUGAGGAAAGGAGGGAAAGCUCAGCGAUGACUCGAUGAGUUGAAAAUUCCCUCGCCUAAAAUCCGAAGCGAACGAAACAUGGGCCUGCAACUCUAACUGAAAGACGCAUAGUUACACACAUACAAUUUGCAAUGUUUUCCAUUGCUGCCAUCAAUGACACUGAUUCCAGGGGUCAGUGGGAACCUUUGGCCCCCACCAAGGAAGCUCAGGAAUUUCAUCUUUCACAAACUUACCACGAAGGACUCCUUAAGUUACAAUCCAAAGAAUAUGCAAAAGCUCGUGAACUUUUAGAAGCUGUUCUUAAAGAUCCUCUGAUAUCGAGUGCUCAGGUGGAUGACAGUGCUAGUGAUGGUCAUAUGUUACAGCUGAGGUUUUUGGCACUGAAGAAUCUUGCCACUGUUUUUGUUCAACAAGGCUCUCUGCAUUAUGAGAGUGCCCUUCAUUGCUAUCUUCAAGCAGUAGAGAUUGAUACCAAAGACUCUGUUGUCUGGAAUCAGCUUGGAACAUUAUCAUGUUCUAUGGGUUUAUUGAGUAUUUCACGUUGGGCAUUUGAGCAGGGGCUUUCUUGCAGCCCCAACAAUUGGAACUGCAUGGAGAAGCUGUUAGAAGUCCUGAUUGCUAUUGGUGAUGAGGUUUCUUGUCUUUCUGUGGCGGAGUUGAUUUUGAGGCAUUGGCCAUCACAUUCUCGUGCUUUGCAUGUCAAAAAUACCAUUGAGGAGUCAGAACCAGUUCCCUUUGCACCAAGAGGUAUAGAUAAAUUGGAACCAAAGCAUGUCAGGCUGAAGUUUCCUGAGAAGAGAAAAGCAAUGGAUGAGGAUAUAAGUGAAGGGGUUGCAUCGAAAAGGUGUAGUCAGAAUAUAGAAUUGCAUUUAACAGAAGCAUCCUGGGCAGCUCUUGCAGAUGCUAUUUUGGGAGCCUUACUCCCAGUAAAUAGGCAUGGCUCUGAGCCAGAGGCUGGGCAUAAUCAAGAUGAUCAAGUAAAUGACAAGCUCAUCUCAAAACGUGCUAAGGUUCCUGUGCCCAAUUUAGAUGCAAGUGGAAGUAGUUUGGAGAUUCAUGAAGCAUCAGAAAGCAACAGUGGGGGGAAGUUGUAUCGAAGUGGAGAUAUCAGAUUAAGCAUACACUUGCAUCCUUCAGAUGUUGUUAUGGGAUCUACAGAAGGAAAAGGACCGAGUGUCAUCCCAGCUGGUGAAAAUGUGCAUCCGAGUGAUUAUAACACUGACAAAUCUACUACUGUGAAAGAAAAAGAAGGUGGUGUAUAUGAAGAACAUCCUCAUGAAAGGCGGAGUUCUCGUCUUGAAAGGCUUAGAAGUCGUAAACCAGGGAAAGAAGAGCUGGACUUUGCCACCAGCAAGGAUAUGGCAAAAGUUGUUAUUCAAUUUCUAGAACCUUUUGUUGUUGGCAAAUCAGUAACCAAAAAUUCUGAUCAUGCUGCAAGAUGUGUUCCUUGUCCUGAUAAUCUGGACAAUACCUUAUUUACCGAACAUAAUGACAUCGGAAGGUUUGUCAUGGAAACCAAAAAAAAUUAUGGUGCAUACCAUAUGGGCCACUUGCUCUUGGAAGAUAUAGCACAUAGACUCCCUCCAUACCAGGAAGCCUUCAUCAAACUUCUGGAGUUGGAGAAGUUGACACGGCACUGGGGACAGGACAGGACUCCUGAAUGUAGUCUUUUUCUUGCUGAACUAUAUUAUGAUCUUGGAUCAUGUUCUGCCAAUGAGUCCAGGCGUUCAGAGUUCAUAUGUGAAGCACCUUAUCAUCUUUGUAAGGUUGUUGAGAUGGUAGCAGUAGAUUAUCCAGUAUACUCGAGUUUUGCACUUAAUGUUGACAGUGAUAUGGGCACUAGCAUAAGUGAUCUUAACAAAAGUGUAGUGCAGUCAGAGCAUUUAUCUUGGAAUGAAAAUGAUAGUUAUCAUGACAUUGGCAGGUUAUUGGCAAAUAGUUCUGUUCAUAAGGAGACACAUUUGCAUGGUUCUAUCUUAAGCGGUAAAAGUUCCUUUUGGGUCCGUUUUUUCUGGCUAAGUGGUCGCUUAUCCGUUUUGUCUGGUGAAAAGGAAAAAGCUCAUGAAGAAUUUUGUAUUUCAUUGUCACUUCUGAGCAAUAAUACAAGUACACAUAAUCCUCCAGGUUCUGUGGUCCUCCCACAUUGCAAGCUUGUCAGAGAGUUAUCCCCUGAAAGAAUUCUUCAUGAAAUUCACCUAUUGAAAGUUGAUUCCUUAUUGAAGAAGACUAUUGGUGAGAUGAUUGAUAAAGAAAUGUAUUUGGAAUGUGUAAGUUUGCUUUCUCCACUUCUCCUCUCUACUAAAGAUGUUUACCUUGACUUAUUACCUAUUGCCUAUAAAGAAAACGAGGGAGUAGCAUCGAUUGAAUUAUUGGCAUUAGAUGUUUUAAUCUCAGCAUGUGAAAAGGCAAAACCAAUGGCUAUUGAAGCAUAUUUGAAUUGUCACGAGCGGAAACUUCAAGUUCUUACUGUUGCUGCUGGUAUGGCAGAAUAUCCUGCUUCGUGUAAAGCCUUCAACAAGAAGUCGAUGUCAAAAACAGUUCUUACUUCUGAAUUAGAAUCAGUAGAAUCCACAGGCAAGUACUGGUAUAACUUGGUUGUAGAGGAAGUUAAGGCAAUAUCCCAAAGUGUGUCACAAGUGAAGAAUUUCAUUGAUCAAUCAGGCACUUCUGAAGGUUUUUGUGUUCCUGUUGGUAGUAUUGGCAAUAUUCAAUCCUUGCUCUUGACAGUAAUGUGCAACAUUGUGAGCAUACUCCUGUGUAAGAAAUCCUCUGGGUUAGGAACUGUGGAUCAAACUGAACAACAGGAAAGCCGUUGUUUUGUAGAUGCAGCCAUUGCAUUUUGCAAACUUCAACACCUUGACCAAACUGUACCUGUUAAAAGUCAGGUUGAACUAAUCGUGGCGAUCCAUGACUUGCUAGCUGAAUAUGGACUCUGUUGUGCUGGUAAAGAUAGUGAGGGGGAGGAAGGAACGUUUCUUAAGCUUGCUAUAAAGCAUCUCUUAGCAUUGGAUAUGAAGCUCAAGUCUGGUUUCCAUUCAAAUAAGGGAUUGGAUGGAACUCAAUGUGAUGAGUUGCUUUCCCAUAGUAAUCAUGUAACGAUAUCACAAAAUGAAUUACCGUUGAGUGCUCCUCUAGGUGUGGAAGCAGUACUUAUUGGAAAACAUGAAACUGGUGGAGCUGAGAAGGAUGUUCUGGAAGAAAUGACUUCAGAAGGUGUCUUGGCUCAUGAUAGUCUAGAGAAGGAAAAUGCAGGAAGAGAAUGUGGAAAGCAUGACAAUGAUGACAAAUUUCAACAUCUUAAAGGAGAACAAGUGAGAGAUCCAAUUACUGAAUGUGGAAACCAUCUUGUCGAUGUUGAGAGGAAGAAGAUUGAAUUGGGAAUAGAUAAUGCUUUAGACCAGAGCUUUUUCUGUCUAUAUGGUCUGAACCUCAGAUCUCCAGAUUCAUCCAAUGAAGAUGACCUAGCCAUACACAAAAAUACUAGUCGUGGAGACUAUCAGACCAAGGAACAGUGUGCUGAUGUUUUUCAGUAUAUAUUACCUUAUGCAAAGGCUUCAUCUAGAGCAGGCUUGGUGAAACUUCGAAGAGUAUUAAGAGCUAUACGUAAACACUUUCCGCAACCACCACUAGACAUUUUGGCUGAAAAUUCAAUUGAUAACUUUUUAGAUAAUCCUGAUUUAUGUGAAGAUAAGCUCUCAGAAGAGGCUGGGUCUGAUGGAUUUCUUGAGUCUGUAAUGAGUAUAAUGUUUCCUAAAGGAAGAACCCUCAAACAGUGCAAGUCAUUAUCUGUAUGGAGCUCUGAGCCAUAUUCGGAAGUUUAUGGUAACUUGUAUUAUUUCCUUGCUCAAGCUGAGGAAAUGAGUGCAACUGAUAAAUGGCCUGGUUUUGUACUCACCAAGGAAGGUGAAGAAUUUGUAGAGCAAAAUACGAACCUCUUCAAAUAUGAUUUACUGUACAAUCCUUUACGCUUUGAGAGCUGGCAACGACUUGCAAACAUCUAUGAUGAAGAGGUGGACUUGUUGCUGAAUGAUGGCAGUAAACACAUAAAUGUUGUGGGAUGGAGGAAAAAUUCUACUCUGCCUCAAAGGGUUGAGACAAGUCGAAGAAGGAGCAGGCGAUGUUUAUUAAUGAGUUUGGCUUUGGCAAGGACUCCAGUUCAGCAGAGUGAGAUACAUGAGUUAUUGGCAUUAGUUUACUAUGAUGGCAUUCAGAAUGUUGUACCAUUCUAUGAUCAGCGAUCUGUUACACCUACAAGAGACACAGAAUGGAUGAUGUUCUGUCAGAAUGCAAUGAAACACUUUGAGAAGGCUUUUGCACAGAAGCAAGAAUGGUCAUAUGCAUUCUACUUGGGGAAGCUUUGUGAAAAGCUAGGAUAUUCACAUGAGAAAUCUUUUUCAUAUUAUGACAAGGCUAUCACUUUGAAUUUGUCGGCAGUAGAUCCUGUGUAUAGGAUGCACGCAUCACGUCUCAAGUUACUUUGUUCAUGCGGUAAACAGGAUCUAGAAGCCCUCCAGGUUGUUGCAAAGUAUUGCUUUAGUCAAUCAACAAAGGAGACUGUAAUGAAUAUCUUAGGUGGAACUGCUGUUGACAUUCCGCAGUUGCCGAUGGAUGAUAAGGAUGAAAGCAAACAAAUUGCUUUGGAGGAGAGAAAGCAUGUGGAAUCUCCUGAUAAGGACAAAGUAUGGCACAUUCUAUAUAACGAUUGCCUUUCUGCCCUUGACAUCUGUAUAGAAGGGGAUCUCAAGCAUUUCCAUAAGGCAAGAUAUAUGCUUGCCCAAGGAUUUUAUAGAAGGGGGGAGAGUGGGGAUUUGGAGAGGGCAAGGGAGGAACUUUCAUUUUGCUUCAAAUCAUCUCGCUCCUCCUUUACGAUUAAUAUGUGGGAGAUUGAUGGCAUGGUAAAAAAGGGAAGGCGAAAAACACCAGGCCUUACUGGAAGCAAAAGGGCACUGGAAGUUAACUUACCAGAAAGUUCUCGGAAAUUUAUUACCUGCAUUCGGAAGUACACAUUGCUCUAUUUGAAAUUGUUGGAAGAGACUGAAGACUUGUGUACCCUUGACCGCGCUUACGUAUCUCUUCGGUCAGAUAAGAGGUUUUCAUUGUGUCUUGAAGAUAUUGUUCCAGUUGCCCUUGGAAGAUAUAUUCAAGCACAAAUUGCAGCUAUUCGUCAAGCUGAGAACCUUGGAUCUUGUGCUGUCAAUAGCUCUGUUGAGCAUCUGAUGGAGAGGAUGUUCAACUUAUUCAUGGACCAGGGAAACUUGUGUACAGAUAUAAGCAGUUUACCUGAAAUCAAGAGUUCAGAGUUAUUUGAGAAUAGUUUCUAUGGUUACCUCCAUCAGUAUAUCAAGUCAUUAGAGAGGGAUGUCAAAUUGGAUAUUCUUGAAGGAAUAAAUGAGAAGAUCCGGAAGCGUUUUAAGAACCCUAAACUUUCAAAUAGUAAUUGUGCUAAAGUAUGCAGGCAUGCUUCUGCAGCUUGGUGUCGAUCUAUUGUGGUGAGCUUGGUCCUGAUCACUCCAUUGCGUGCUGAAGGCUCAAAUGGAGCUCAGGUUUCUGAUCCAGCAGCUGGUGGCUCAGAAAAUAAUGUACACCUUUGUGUUGAUCUUCAAGAGAAUGAGCUAUGGCAUUCAUCAUUUGAAGACCCAGCUACUUUAAAGGACCUUGAAACAAAAUGGAACCAUGUCUUGUCCAAAAUCAAGAGCAUCAUAAUAAAGAAAGCAUCCGAGGAAAAUAUGGAUACUGCUAAUGCUUUAUUAAGAUGUUCAUACAAUUUCUAUCGGGAGAGUUCCUGUGGUAUUCUUCCAUCAGGCAUUAACCUGUAUACAGUGCCAUCUCGGUUGACAGUAGAAGGCCCAUUUCAACCAGGCAUGGAUGGGGUUGACAUUGUUGAUCUCAGCAUCCCUAGGAAGCUUCUUCUAUGGGCAUAUACGCUGGUGCAUGGUCGUUACUCAAACAUAUUGGCUGUUGUAAAGCAUUGCGAAGAAAAUGCAAAGUCAAGGAUGAAAAGGGGAAUUGGGGCAUCAUCUGCGUCCUCACAUACAACGGUUCCAUCUUCUGCUGCUGCUAAUACAGGUGGUGGUAAAGAGAGAGUUAGUCAUGAGGAAUGUGUUGAAGCUGAGGAUAACCAGUCAACUAAAGUGGUUUCUGCUACUUUGCCUGAGGUUGAGGGUGAUCGAGACUCAAAGCCCUCUUGUUCCAGCGGGUCCCAUAAAACUUCGUUGGUUGCUCCACAACUCCAACAAUGUAGCAACACCAUCAGUGAAAGGAACACUUCCAACUUGCAAGAGGGAGGAGACAAUGACAGCUUAAAACAGUGACUGCCAAACGCCGUCAGGUUACUGAUUCGUUUGGAUGGCGCCAUAAUGGUGGGGCUCUCGUGCAGUAUGCACGUCAAAAAGUUCUAUGGACGGUUCAGUCUCAUUGUAUGUACAGAUAAGCAACAAAACAUUGUAACAAGCGGCCUAAUUCAGAGAAAAGCAAAAUCAAUAUCGGUCGAUAUGCCCCUACA